Molecule: messenger RNA, 692 nt
Organism: Panicum hallii
Lineage: Eukaryota; Viridiplantae; Streptophyta; Magnoliopsida; Poales; Poaceae
Exons: 1
Coding region: 129-383 (84 amino acids)
Source: RefSeq, a predicted model, not a curated record
UCAAGCCUUCUCCACAAUCUCACGGAGAGCAAGCAGCCGGCAGCAGCUUUCUUGAGCAGAGGAUCAGAGCAGAGGAGAAGGAAGGGUAGAGCUUGCGAUUGCGAGUGAGACAUAGCAGGGGAUCAGAGAUGGCGUCGAUGAUGGGGGGCGACUUCGUGGAGGCGUACGUGCUCAAGAACGCGUACAAGGAGAAGCUCCGGCGCAUGGAGGCGGCCGAGGAGGAGGAGGAGACCAAGCGGCGGGGCGCCGGGUCCGCGGAGAAGAAGAAGGCCUCGUCGGGCGGCGGCAGGGGAGGAGGGCUGUUCGGGCUCCUCAAGAAGAAGGUGCACCCCAAGGCGGCCGCGUUGAGCGAGGCCGGCGGAGCUGCUGCUUCUUCUUCCUGAUCCAGCCGCGCGCACGUCUGCUGUGCCACCAUUGCCGGCCGACCGGUCGCUUGUGCAAAUACACAAAAGUGCUAGUUUGGUCGUUGGAACAUGGAAGUCUAGAUGCCACCGAAUGGUAGUACGGCUUGCCAUGAUUUGUAGCCUUGUUCUUUCUUUGUUUCCUGACGAUCGAGCGUUUGUUGCUCGCUUGAUGUGGAUCAUCAUGUUGUUUCAUUUGUUUCUCGAUGUAAGUUACGUGAAAUGGCAAAAGGAAAAAUCUGUAUAAAUUCCAACUGAAAUUCAGCAAAUAAACGAUAUACUGUUUCCUCC